AUGGAAGCAGGUGGGGCGGAGGUCAUCUCGCAUAUUGUCGAUUUUGGCUCCGGGCAGAAUUACCUGGGCAGGACAUUGGCGAGCCCGUUGUAUAAUCGGCAGAUUAUCGCUAUUGAACGCAGGCAGAAUAAUAUUAGCGGCGCGAUGGGGAAGGAUGUGCUUGCAAAGUUGAAGAAGAAUAAGACCAAAAUGAAGAACCAAGGGAAGAAGGAGAACGCGAGUGGUGUUGUUGAGGUUGCGGCAGAGUCUGACUCUGCUGUGUCGACAUCACGAAAUGGGGAGGAGGUUCGGGUUGAGGAUGGGAAGGAGGAUGUGAUUGAUCUUGAUAUGGGGGGGUGUGUUGGCCGCAAUAAUGGCCGGACUACAUAUAACGCUGUGGCAAAGGAGAAACAUGGUUCUAAAGGGUCUAUGGAUUAUAUCGAACAUGAUAUCCAAAAUGGAUACCUGGAGGCCAUAGUCAGGCAUGUCGUGGAACCAUCAUCUCCUCCAAGCCCAAACGGUCAAAAUCCACAAAGUCAACGUACAUGCAAAUAUCCAAAUUCGCCUCCCAGCUCCGAAAGCAAUACCAAACCCGCCCGCGUGAUGGUCAUCUCCCUCCACUCUUGUGGCAACCUCGUCCACCACGGCAUCCGCUCCCUCAUCCUCAACCCCUCCGUCACCGCCAUCGCCAUGAUCGGCUGCUGCUACAACCUCAUGACCGAACGCCUCGGUCCUGCAACCUACAAACUCCCCAUCCUCCGUUCCCUCCACCCUCGCCUCGAAGCCACGUCAAAUGCCUACGACCCACACGGAUUCCCCAUGAGCAAGAAGCUCGAAACGUACAGGCACGAGGGCGGUACAGGGAUCAAGUUGAACAUCACCGCGCGCAUGAUGGCUGUCCAGGCGCCUUAUAACUGGGGCCCGAAGGAUAGCGAGAUUUUCUUCACAAGACACUUUUACCGCGCGCUGUUGCAGCGGGUGCUGGUGGAUUAUGGCGUUGUGCCUGUUCCCGGGAUUGGGGGUCCAAUUGGCGAUGUACCCUUGGAAGGCGGAGGCAAGGCGGAGGAAGUGGCCAGCGGUACGCCGUUGAUUGUAGGAUCGAUGCGUAAGGCUGCGUUCGUUUCGUUUGCCGCAUAUGCGCACGCAGCUAUUGAGAAGUUAUCGCGGGAUGCGCAUUACGGGGGGGCGAUUCGGGAAAAGCGGUAUGAGGCGCGGUAUGCAGUGUAUCGGAAGAAUUUGAGCAUUGUGUGGAGUCUCAUGGCGUUUAGUGCUGGGGUUGUGGAAUCAGUGAUUGUGGCGGAUCGGUGGCUGUUUCUGCGUGAGCAGGCUGAGGUGAAGGAGGCGUGGGUGGAGGCGGUGUUUGACUAUCAGCAAAGCCCAAGGAAUUUGGUUGUUGUUGGGAUUAAGGGGUGA
Histoplasma mississippiense is the source of this 1392-nucleotide messenger RNA. RefSeq lists its product with no specific name. The record is from RefSeq and is a predicted model, not a curated record. NCBI's taxonomy places the organism in Eukaryota, Fungi, Ascomycota, Eurotiomycetes, Onygenales, Ajellomycetaceae. The transcript is spliced from 3 exons. Bases 1 to 1392 code for a protein of 463 amino acids.